Orbicella faveolata is the source of this 1995-nucleotide messenger RNA. RefSeq lists its product as uncharacterized. NCBI's taxonomy places the organism in Eukaryota, Metazoa, Cnidaria, Anthozoa, Scleractinia, Merulinidae. The record is from RefSeq and is a predicted model, not a curated record.
CCAAGACGAAACAACUUCGGUUUUCCAUGUUCAACUGGGCACUGGGAAACCGCGACGACGUCGUAUGGUCAAAGAGCGAAUGGCUCAGUAAUAAGCGCUCAUCUGGAUGACAGGACAAACGAUAAGAGCAAGCCAAGUAUUUACAGCAGUUUUCCAGGGGAUGGAAGCUUUUUCCCUUUCUGGGCUAGAAAAUGUGGCUGUGCGGAAUGUAUCAUCGCCAGUGACAAGAUGGGGACAAACACCCUCCGUAAUCAAAAUAGGUACAAAAAUUCACAGCAAAGUGGCUGUUUCAGUCGAAAAACAAAUGGGUAUAAUCAGGCGCUUCAAACAAAGGGACGCCUUGGAGGAGAUCAAGUUAUAAAUGCGCAAUGCACGCAGGGAAACGGCAAUGGCAUAGCAGUUUGGCCAGAGAAGGAUCGACUUACAACUUUAUCUGACAAGAUGCAAAUACGUGACUUUAUUACUUAUAUCCAACACCCAACCGAUCCCAGGACGUCCGCGUUUUAUCAAUCUGCAGCUCGCAGCCAGUCUCCGACAACGCCAGUUGUUGAUGAAACAACUUCAUAUACCAGGUGGUUGAAUACAGACUCCGUGGUUAAAGGUAACGAAGCUGUAACAAACUAUUGGCCAUGGUAUGGCACCUCAGAUGAGGUUAGCUACCACAAUCAACAGCAUUUCCCAAGUAUACAUCAAACCUCUUCCACCAAGUUAAGCAGCCGAGAUCCGCGCUUGAGAAGCAAGAGUGAGAAAUGCAAUGGGAACAGCGCGUUAACUUCAAAUAAAAACUCAAUUUACCAAGGCGACGUCAAUUUUCUACCAUUAAGUGGAACAGGAAAAAUAUUUCGAGACGAACAUCAAAGCGAAGACAACAACAGCGAGAGAUAUCGGGAGAAGAUUGAACACAGCUCUCUUCAAGGAGGAACAACUACGGCAACGUGGUGGAAUGUCUCGGCAAUGGGUCAGCAUCCCAAGCCUGCGCAAGCUCAAUCUAUUUACCCUGAAAGAUGUGCACCUGCAACUGAGAAGAAGGAUGACCUGUCUAGUGACGAUUGGAACGUUCAGCGAAGCUGGGUAAAGCACUCGAUGCCACUGACACUGAGCGAACUUUCAAACAAACAUGGCGUCAAUGAAACGAUUUCCUGUGGUACCAGUCCACACAGCAAUUUUUCCUGGAAUCAUACUUCGCUUCCACACGAGAAAGCUUGCAGAACGUCAGAAGAAAAGCUGCAAAAGGGAACUAAGUGGUCACCAAAAAAGUUGGACUGCUUCGAUUCUAAAAAUAAACAUGGAACAGGCGAUCUCGAUUCAUUUCAAAAUGGUGGCUUACAUCGAAAGAAACAGAAAUCAAGAACCUAUAAGAAAGCUUUGGAAAAUGUCCAAGACGCCAAAAUCUUGGAAAUAUACGCCCGAGAGGAAAGGAUAAGAAAUUUAAAAACCCUUCUUGCUAAACAAGAACAAGCACUGGACACCCUGAGAUUUCAGAGGAAACAAUCUUUUUCUGACGAACUAAGCGGAAGUUUCUUUGAUAUUAAAAACAAUGAAGCACCUCAUCGGAAGUCGAGUGAUGAAGAAGACGUCGUCGAAGAUAAAGAAGAAAGCUGUUCUACACCAGGUGCCAAUCUUGUCGGAAAUUCGUUAAAACGAAGAUGGCUCAAAAACUGGAAUGAAGAAGAUCAACUUGAUCACAAACCCCCGGAGAAAAUUGAAAAGAGGAACGAAAUUGACGCGCAUGGUACGCUAUCUGAAGAUGGAAAUCAGAACCUCAGCAAUGCUGAAUUUACGGCAUUAGAAGGGCUAGUGAAACUCAGCAAGGACUAAGACAUAGUAAAUGUAAGCUUUUCAUCAAACAUUGACUUUAAUUCCACGCGCAAAACAUACGUUGGUUUAACCUUAAAGUUGUAGACCAUAUAGUAUAGACUCUGACCUCGCUCAAUAACCGAUUGCUGGAAACUAAGUAUUUUAAAAUAGAUAAAUUUUGCAACAUUUUGAUUCGGA